Ipomoea triloba (trilobed morning glory) is the source of this 624-nucleotide messenger RNA. Its product is annotated as probable inactive purple acid phosphatase 28. The record is from RefSeq and is a predicted model, not a curated record. Bases 193 to 534 code for a protein of 113 amino acids. NCBI's taxonomy places the organism in Eukaryota, Viridiplantae, Streptophyta, Magnoliopsida, Solanales, Convolvulaceae. The transcript is spliced from 2 exons. Gene Ontology annotation, molecular function: hydrolase activity, acting on ester bonds. Gene Ontology annotation, cellular component: cytoplasm.
AAAAGAGAGUAAAGAGUUCAGUAGAAAUGAUAAACAAAAGUAUAAAUCACAAUUUUUAAAAUUGAAAGAGACAUUUAAAAUUGAAAAUCCCAAAUCGCACUUGGGCAGGUAGAUUGAAGUAUGCAGAGAAGUGGGGUGUCGCGGCCAAUUCGGCGGGCGUGGGCGUGGCUCUUCUUCUCUGAAAUUUGAUCAAUGGAAUCAUCGCAGUGGAUUCACUCUCUGUUUUUCCUCCUACUCGUCAUCGCCGCUUUGCAUCUCCUUCAUACCCUCACUCUAGCCCCCAGGCUCACCGUUAAUCACCGAAAUGCUCGUCUCAAGAAGCAGCCUGACCUCCCUCUUCGUUUCCGCUCCCACGAUGGCACUUUCAAGAUCCUUCAGGUUGCGGAUAUGCACUAUGGGAACGGCAAGGUGACGCGGUGCAGAGAUGUGCUGGAGACUGAGUUCGACAAUUGCUCCGAUCUCAACUCGACCAGCUUCUUGAGGAAGCUCAUACAGCUUGAAAAGCCCGAUUUGGUUGUAUUCACAGGUCAUUAGCUAAAAUUUUCAACUCUUGCAUAACCACUAAUGGCUUGAACUGCAUACAUGCAUAUCCAGAAGUUGGUGCUAAUUACCUUUUUGGGAAAA